Molecule: messenger RNA, 1988 nt
Organism: Xenopus tropicalis (tropical clawed frog)
Lineage: Eukaryota; Metazoa; Chordata; Amphibia; Anura; Pipidae
Gene: cdkn2aip
Product: CDKN2A interacting protein
Exons: 3
Coding region: 172-1407 (411 amino acids)
Cellular component (GO): nucleoplasm
Molecular function (GO): RNA binding
Source: RefSeq, a predicted model, not a curated record
CAUCUUGGUCACAUGACUGAGGCGCCAUACGUCACGGCGUAAGUGUGAGAGCAACUUCCGGGUCAGCGGUUCCUUGAUUGUAAAACAGUAGUUGAAGGUAUCGUUGUUGCUAAACUUGUUGGAUCCGCACGGCAUUUGUGCCCCUUGGGGCUCCCUGUAUCCGUGCCGGACAUGGGGUCUGAGUGCGAGGUGAGCGAGUUCCUGGGCCAGAACCCUGAGACUGCCGCCUGGCUGGAGCGUGUUCGCGGGGAGUGCGAGUCGGACAAGUGGUGGCAACACCGCAGGGAAUUCAUUCUCCGGAACCUGCGCGAUGUGUGCGGGGAAGGAGAGAUCCCGCCACUGCCUGAGACCAACCACAAGGAGUUGGACCGGCUUCUUGCCUACUCCAUGGCGUGGGCCAAUCAUGUCUUCACGGGCUGCAGGUACCCCCUUCCAGUUAUGGAAAAAGUGCUUAAAAUGGCAGAAAAUAUUAAGGUGACUGAUGCACCAACCCAUACAACACGUGAUGAACUGGUUGCCAAGGUGAAGAAAAGAGGGAUUUCAAGUAGCAAUGAAGGGGUAGAAGAGGAGCCAUGCAAGAAGCAAAAAUCCACUGAAGAUCAUGGGGCAAGAAAAACCUCGAAUGUUAAUGACAGAGUAGAAAACAGGAACCAGCCAAGUGACACAAUGGAGAGCUCAUCAGGGAAAAUCUGUGAUGGUAACAUUCCAUCUACUAGUCUAAAUAAGAGAGAGGUACACUCAAAUGCAGCGCAAAGGACAGAUACAAACACAGAAUUUUAUGAAAAGUCAGGUAAUCGCCGGCCUCUUCCUGUGACCAAAGCUAAAUCUAGCUUAAAUCUUCCAAAAGAAGCAGGAUAUAAACACGAUGCUGCUCAGGAGAGAAAAAGCCAUUCUGUUAAAGGUCCAUCACAGUCUAGCGAUAAUGCUUUCAAACCUACUCGCCGUUUCACUUCAGAAGAUACCAAAGAAAGGCAGCCUUUCUUUAACAGAUUAUACAAGACAGUAGCUUGGAAACUUGUAUCUGCUGGCGGGUUUAAUGCCAACCUUAACCAUGAAGAACUGCUUAACUCCUGCAUUGAAUCUUUAAAGGCCACACUAGACAUUGCUUUUGUUCCACUGAAGGACCUGGCAGAUUUACCACAAAAUAAAACAUCUCAGGAGAAUAUAGUUUGUGAAUUAAGGUGCAAAUCUGUGUAUUUAGGAAUGGGCUGCGGGAAGACAAAGGAGACCGCCAAAGCUGUGGCUUCCAGGGAAGCUGUAAAACUGUUUCUGAAAAAGAAAGUUGUAGUUAGAAUAUGCAGAAGAAAAUACAAUGGUCGUGAUGUGGAGGAUUUGGUUCUUUAUGAUGAGGAAUCUCGACCUGUAAAUUUACCUCCAGCAAUAAGAAACCCUCAGGAACUUGUGUAACAGAGGUUUAUUUGUUGGGCAGAAAGAACAACAUUAAAGAGAACUUAGUGCUUUAUACUUAUUAAAACAUCAGGUUUAUUUUAUUUGAAAUAUUUGUACUUUUCAGUUUUACCAGGGACAUACCACAUACUAAUUUACCAACAUUUUGCUUCAAAGCAUAAGAGCUGUUACUGGAUUGCCUUAAAUUGCUUUAUGUGGUUUUAUGGAAAAAACAUUGGUAUGAUUUUAGUAUAAUUUUUAAUUGAAACAAUCUUUAACCUUGUAAAUGAUUGCAAUCCAUAAGUGUAUUGCAUACAUUUUGUUACUUAUGCUUAGGUUUCUGCAAAAAAAUGUUGAAUUUAAUAUCAUAAUAAAAAGCUAAUAAUUGAUCUCUUUAACAUUGUAACCAAACAGUGGUUUAAUUUUCAUGCUGCAAUGCAGGUUGGCCAUGGAAAAAGAAAAUGUUGUUUUUGUUUUAUAUACAUAAGGUUUUAGGUGCAUUGCAUUUGCAAUUUUGGACACCGGUAAUUGGAUUAUUUCCAUGCCAACACUUCCUCGAAAUGUCAAACAUUACAUAAUUAAAGGUUUUUACAUUUUGCUUA